This is a messenger RNA of Megalobrama amblycephala (Wuchang bream), 3124 nucleotides long. RefSeq names its product vitamin D 25-hydroxylase (gene cyp2r1). Gene Ontology annotation, biological process: xenobiotic metabolic process. Lineage: Eukaryota; Metazoa; Chordata; Actinopteri; Cypriniformes; Xenocyprididae. Gene Ontology annotation, cellular component: intracellular membrane-bounded organelle; cytoplasm. The record is from RefSeq and is a predicted model, not a curated record. Gene Ontology annotation, molecular function: iron ion binding; oxidoreductase activity, acting on paired donors, with incorporation or reduction of molecular oxygen, reduced flavin or flavoprotein as one donor, and incorporation of one atom of oxygen; heme binding. The coding region runs from base 944 to 2464 and encodes 506 amino acids. The transcript is spliced from 5 exons.
GAAAUACAAACCGGAAGUCAAAAGACAACGAGCGCAACGCUGAAAAGGGGCGGGGCUACAUAAGGUCUAUAGUCUUUGACAUUUCGUUCGUGAACGCAAUGAAUUUCUGGGACAUUUUGAACUGAUAUCUUAUUCGUGAACGAAGAUCUUCUAAAUUAUGAAUUAUUAUCUGCGGAAUUAUGAAUGUGUAAAAAAAUGACAUUGUUAACAACUUAAUUUACGUAUGCAAAUGCUGUAUUUUUACUACAGCUUGAAUAAUAAAAUAAAACAAUGCUCAGCCGGUGACAAAUUUAGGGAAAAUAUACACCUAGGCCUGCUGUGUUGUAAUUUGUGUGGACAUUGCUUAUGAUGCUAAACAAUUAUUAUUAUUAUUAUUAUUAUUAUUAUUAAGUAGAUUUGUAGGCAUGCAAAACCUAAUGCAGGAUAAGAUAAGAAUCUAUAAUGAAUCGAUUCAGGAGAUGAUUCAAUCAUUACAUACAAAAAAACUCUCGCCUGAUACAACCUACUUGCGCUACGAUGUAACCACUUAGAGGGACACUCAAUUAAUCGAUGAACGAGUCUCUUUAAUGAACUGAAUCAGUCACUAUUUCAAAGAAGAGGAGGUUUCCACUGCAAAGUCCUUUUUUUGGUUUGUAUGGGUGGGCGUGGCCACAUAUAUGUUGCAAGUUACAAAGAAAAUCCCGCUUGGAAACGUACCUCUGGAUGUCUGCCCUAAUGAAAAGAAAUCGGUCUGAAUUCUCGCGAACGAUAUUUCUGACCACCGUUUAAUCAAACACAAUGCAAGUUAAUCCAAAGCGCUCUUUCCGCCAGCCAAUCUUAGCCUUUAAGAGGCGGGGGAUGUAGAGCAACAUGUGCAAGAUGAUCUCCUACACUGUCUGACAGAGAACGGAGCUCUAGAAACUUUUCAGAAAGCACAGAUUAUCCCAAAGUGUUUGUAUCUAAAAUGGUGUCGAUUAAACGGUUGACAUCUCUGUUCUCUGUGUCUUGGGAGCAAACUCUCAUAUGUGUGGGCAGUUUGUUCAUUACACUCUUCAUUUUUCUGGUGACUCGCCAGCUCUUAAAGCAGCGGAGACCCCGAGGGUUUCCCCCUGGACCGGCACCUUUACCCAUGAUAGGGAAUAUUCUGUCCCUAGCCACCGAGCCUCACGUCUACAUGAAGAGGCAGAGUGAUAUCCACGGACAGAUUUUCAGUCUAGACCUGGGAGGAAUCUCGACUGUUAUUCUAAAUGGUUAUGAUGCCAUUAAAGAGUGCCUGUAUCACCAAAGUGAGGUUUUUGCUGACCGUCCAUCCCUCCCUUUAUUUCAAAAGAUGACAAAAAUGGGAGGACUUCUGAACUGCAAAUAUGGUCGAGGCUGGAUCGAACACCACAAACUGGCUGUGAACUGCUUCCGCUACUUUGGCAGUGGUCAGCGAAUGUUUGAGAGGAUUUCUGAGGAGUCCCUGUUUUUUCUGGAUGCCAUUGACCAGCACCAGGGGAAGCCCUUUAACCCUAAGCAUCUCGUUACCAAUGCCGUCUCCAACAUCACCAACCUCAUUAUCUUCGGGCAGCGUUUCACCUACGAUGAUGGUGAUUUUCAGCACAUGAUUGAGAUCUUCAGUGAGAAUGUGGAGCUGGCAGCCAGUGGCUGGGCUUUCUUGUACAACGCCUUCCCCUGGAUAGAGUACCUGCCAUUCGGGAAGCAUCAAAAGCUGUUCCGCAAUGCCAACAAGGUCUACGACUUCCUUCUGCAAAUCAUCAAGCGAUUCUCGCAGGACAGGAUUCCCCAGUCGCCGCAGCAUUACAUCGAUGCCUACCUGGACGAAAUGGAGCAGAGCGCCAGCGAUAAAGCUACAUCUUUCUCUCAAGACAAUCUCAUUUUCUCUGUUGGAGAACUUAUCAUUGCCGGCACAGAGACCACCACAAAUUGUCUGCGCUGGGCUAUGCUAUACAUGGCCCUAUAUCCCAGGAUACAAGAAAAGGUCCAAAUGGAGAUCGAUUGCAUCCUGAAUGGCAGACCACCUGCUCUUGAAGACAAGCAGAGGAUGCCAUAUGUGGAGGCAGUGCUGCAUGAAGUCCUGCGCCUUUGCAACGUCGUCCCGCUGGGCAUCUUCCGCGCUACGUCUCAAGAUGCGUUGGUGCGUGGCUACACUAUCCCCAGGGGCACCAUGGUCAUCACUAACUUGUACUCGGUGCACUUUGACGAGAAGUACUGGAGCGACCCAUCCAUCUUCUGCCCAGAGCGCUUCCUUGACUGUAAUGGAAAAUUUGUCCGGCGUGAAGCAUUUCUCCCCUUCUCAAUAGGUAAGCGGCACUGUCUGGGAGAGCAGUUGGCCAGAUUGGAGAUGUUCUUAUUCUUCACUACAUUGCUUCAGAGGUUCCACCUUCAGUUCCCAGAAGGCUUUAUUCCAAGUCUCUCUCCGAAACUGGGCAUGACCCUUCAGCCUCGGCCAUACGCCAUAUGUGCCAUCAGGAGACAGCAGUAAAACUUCCCCUGUGAUCUCUGGAACACAUGCACUCACGUCAGGGGAUCCUACCAAGAAGCACAAAUGUCAGAGAAGUUCUCCAUCUUAAAUUCCAUCAGGUUUUCAACGGGGAAUUUUGACCUCUGAUAUUGACUUGUUAAAUUCUCUGAACGUGUCCUCUAGAGUUUCACAGAACCCAGCCUGAGAGCGAUAAGAGUACUGUUACAGAACACAUGGUGUGGAGAGCAAAGAAUGAGCACAUGUGUUACCAAACAAGAACGUACAUGAGGGUAUCAGGAUAGAGUUUAGCAUGAAUCUUUGAUAACUUGAGUCGAAAAAGUGUACUGUGUAACCAACCGAACAUUGUGCUUGUCAAUAUGAGCUAUUGUGUCAAUGAUUGACAGGGUUUACCUCUAUGAUGGUUUGGAGGUCUGUCUUCUUGACUCACGUUGGUUUAAUGCCAUAUAGCAGUUCUGCAAUAAUAACGGCCCUUUCCCUAGUUUAUCUCAGUGGAAAGAGACUAUCAAGAAACUUGAGCUGCAGUAUUUGGUGCUAUUGUGAAAAGCUGACUCCAAUAUACGUUUUAUAGUACAAUAUCCGUUUUCCUAGAAGUUUUUGUGCUUAUAAUAAAAUGAACCAAAACCUGACAAACUUGUAUAAAUAAACACAAAAUGAACCUUU